CAGUGUCGGUAGUGCGCUAAAACUGUGUCACUGGGCGUCCGCCGGCCAUCAAGAUCAGUGGGUCAUUCAAAACGAAAAAGCGCGCGCGCGCGCUUUUUUCUCGUCGUUUAGUUAAAAUUAUUUAAAAGGGUUUUAAAAAUAAUAACAAUUUAUCUCGGUGUUCAUUGUGUGCGCGGCUAAAUUUUGAGUUAUUUUUUAGGCGAUUGCGAAACGUACUAUUUUUUUAGUGCAUUGUAUUAUAAAAAUUAUUGGUUAAUUCUAUAUUGUUUUGUUGCUCUUUAAAAUUAACUAUGUUCAAAAAAGAAAAACCAAUGAUGUCCGUUUCGGCAAUCAUACAGAGUAGGGCUGCCCAUCACUGGGGAAGGAGUUUAAUAUCUGACAGUUUAAGAUUGGACAAUAAUGUAUCUUUGAGUUCAAUGGGUCCCCAAUCGCCGUUAGAUUUGAAGCCGGAUACGGCCACUUUGAUGGCUAAUUACAGUCCUCCAGGAGAUCCUUUAAGUCCUGGACUCUAUGGCUUAGAUAGAAAUAACAUGAUGAAUAGUAACUCAUGUAAUAGUCAAGAUUCACCUAACUAUCCGCCUAAUCAUCCAUUAAGUGGAUCAAAACAUUUAUGUUCAAUAUGUGGUGAUCGUGCAAGUGGUAAACAUUAUGGUGUUUAUAGUUGUGAAGGCUGCAAAGGAUUUUUUAAAAGAACAGUUAGAAAGAAUUUAUCAUAUGCUUGUCGAGAAGAAAAUAAAUGCAUUAUUGACAAACGUCAAAGAAAUAGAUGUCAGUACUGCAGAUACCAAAAAUGUUUGACAAUGGGUAUGAAAAGAGAAGCAGUCCAGGAGGAGAGACAGCGAACAAAAGAAAGAGAUCAUAUGGAAAUUGAACCCACCAGCAGCUCUAAUACAGAUAUGCCUGUUGAACUAAUUUUAAAAGCUGAAAAUAAAGCAGAUGCAAUUAAGACUGAGCAACAACAUAUCGAACAGCAACAUCCUCAACAUCCAGUUGGUGCCAUUUGUCAGGCUACUGAUAAACAACUUAUACAACUUGUUGAGUGGGCAAAGCAUAUACCACAUUUCAAAAGUUUGCCAUUAGGUGAUCAAGUUUUGUUGUUGAGAGCUGGUUGGAAUGAAUUGAUGAUUGCCGCAUUUUCACACAGAUCUAUAAGUGUAAAAGAUGGAAUAGUUUUAGCUACUGGAUUAACUGUUUACCGAGACUCUGCACAUCAAGCUGGUGUUGAAGCUAUAUUUGAUCGUGUUCUAACUGAAUUAGUUGCUAAAAUGAGGGAUAUGGGUAUGGAUAGAACUGAACUUGGUUGUCUAAGAACAAUAAUUUUGUUUAAUCCAGGCUCUAAAGGAUUACAAUCAGUAAAUGAAGUUGAAAUACUUAGAGAUAAAACAUAUGUUGCCUUGGAAGAAUAUUGUCGAACAACACAUCCAGAAGAACCUGGUCGAUUUGCCAAACUGCUAUUGCGUUUACCUUCAUUGCGUUCUAUUGGUCUCAAAUGCCUUGAACAUCUUUUUUUCUAUAAACUUAUUGGGGAUUCACCUCUUGAUACAUUUUUAAUGGAAGUCCUUGAAUCAUCACAUGACAUGCAAGUAGGUACAUGAUUUAAAACUAUUUAAUGACUUACAAAUACAACAAUUCCUCCAUUUAUGAAAUUUAUUUGUUCAAAUUAAUUUAUUUGAUUAUAUAUAAAAAAAUUAUAAUAUUAUCUAUUAUUAUUUUAUAGUUUUAUAAAAUUUGUAUUUAUUGUUUGCUUUUUAUAUUUAGAAUAUUAUAAAUGAAUACUAUUUUUAUUAUAAACUAUAAACAUUUUAGCAUAUUUAUAAUAUAAUUAACUUCAUAAAUUGUGAAUAAUUAUUAUUAAUGUAAAUGAAUAGUUAAAUUUUCAUUUAAUAUGUAUGUAUUAAAAAUAACAUCUUAAGAAAAUAAGAAUAUUUUAAGUGUAAAAAUUAAGUAAUAAUUUUCUGUACAUCUCACAAAAUAUGUAAGAACUGAUAGCAUCAUGUAUUAAUAAUAUUCAUUUGAACAUUGAUACUGUAAAUUUUAAAUUAGAAGUUAACUUGAACUUUUUUCAAUUUUUUUGUCGUAAGUACUUAAUUGUUGAUUAUUGUAAUAAAUGCAAUGUUAAAAAAAAAAAACUAAAAAAUUAUUCAUUAUAUUGUACUAUAAAAUAAUAAAUGUAACAUAUAUUUUAA
Daktulosphaira vitifoliae (grape phylloxera) is the source of this 2186-nucleotide messenger RNA. It is a transcript of the gene usp, whose product is annotated as retinoic acid receptor RXR-alpha-A. Gene Ontology annotation, molecular function: nuclear steroid receptor activity; RNA polymerase II cis-regulatory region sequence-specific DNA binding; nuclear receptor activity. Gene Ontology annotation, biological process: cell differentiation; cellular response to ecdysone; anatomical structure development. The transcript has 8 exons. The coding region runs from base 291 to 1595 and encodes 434 amino acids. The record is from RefSeq and is a predicted model, not a curated record. Gene Ontology annotation, cellular component: nucleus; activator ecdysone receptor complex. NCBI's taxonomy places the organism in Eukaryota, Metazoa, Arthropoda, Insecta, Hemiptera, Phylloxeridae.